Messenger RNA from Neopelma chrysocephalum (saffron-crested tyrant-manakin), 3695 nucleotides. It is a transcript of the gene LIPC, whose product is annotated as lipase C, hepatic type. Bases 73 to 1608 code for a protein of 511 amino acids. NCBI's taxonomy places the organism in Eukaryota, Metazoa, Chordata, Aves, Passeriformes, Pipridae. The transcript is spliced from 10 exons. Gene Ontology annotation, molecular function: triacylglycerol lipase activity; apolipoprotein binding. Gene Ontology annotation, biological process: lipid metabolic process. The record is from RefSeq and is a predicted model, not a curated record.
AGCACUGCUAAUUCUUUCAUUUUCCCAUCUCUUGGCAGAAUUUAGCAGAACUCUCAUUCAGAGAAAGAAAAAAUGAAAAGUUGGCAACUUCUUUCAUUUUUGUUGCUUUCUUGUGUCAUCGUCUCAGCAAAUACAUAUGGAGGAAAGAAAAAAGCACAGGUCUCCAAGGAGAACCUGAGAACUGGAUGGUGUGACUGUGGCCUCAAGGCACUGGAAUCACAGAGUGAACACACCAGAACGAAGAAACAUCAGAAAACCUCAGAAACCAGAUUUCGACUCUAUACUGAUACAACUGAAGGCGACUGUCAGAUCUUUUUAAAUCAGCUGGAGACUCUUGAGAAAUGCAGUUUCAAUUCCUCCCUUCCUCUGGUGGUGAUAGUCCACGGCUGGUCGGUGGAUGGGAUAUUAGAAGGUUGGAUCUGGAAAAUGGCAGCAGCUCUGAAGGCUCAUCAUAAACCACUGAACGUGAUUGUUGCAGACUGGCUGACCCUGGCUCGCCAGCACUACCCCAUUGCUGUGCAGAACACACGCCAUGUAGGACAGGAGAUAGCAGAAUUCCUGGAAUGGCUGGAGGAAUCCAUUCAAUUUUCCAGAAGCAAUGCUCAUCUAAUUGGGUACAGCCUAGGAGCUCAUGUUUCAGGAUUUGCUGGAAGUUUUAUCAGUGGUACAAAAAAGAUUGGAAGAAUUACAGGCCUUGACCCCGCCGGUCCCCUGUUCGAAGGAAUGUCACCAACAGACCGUUUAUCUCCAGAUGAUGCAGAUUUUGUAGAUGCAAUUCAUACCUUCACUAAACAGCACAUGGGUCUCAGUGUGGGCAUCAAGCAGCCUGUGGCUCAUUUCGACUUCUAUCCCAACGGAGGCACCUUCCAGCCUGGCUGUCACAUCCUGCACGUCUACAACCACAUCGCCCAGUUCGGGAUCACCGGCAUCACUCAAGCUGUGAAAUGUUCCCAUGAGAGGUCAGUUCAUCUGUUCAUUGACUCUCUUCUGCACAAGAACAAGCAAAUCACAGCUUACUGGUGCAACGACAUCAACACCUUCAACAAAGGAUUGUGCCUCAGCUGUAGGAAGAACCGGUGCAACACCCUGGGCUACAACAUCAGGGAGGAAAGGCUCCCAAAGAGCAGACAACUCUUUCUGAAAACAAGAGCACAUAUGCCCUUCAAAGUGUAUCAUUAUCAGUUCAGGAUCCACAUCAUCAAUGAAAUCCAAGGCAAGCCCAUAGACCCAACUUUUACCAUGUCUCUGAUGGGGACUAAGGAGGAUGCUAAAAACCUGCACAUCCCACUAGUUGAAGGUAUUACUGGGAACAAAACCUACUCUUUUCUCAUCACCCUGGAUACUGAUAUCGGUGACAUAAUAAUGAUCAAGUUCAAAUGGGAAGGAACUCCAGUUUGGGAAAACAUCUGGGACACAGUGCAAACCAUAAUACCAUGGACAAAAGGCACCCGUCGACCAGGACUCAUAGUGAAGGCAUUAAGGGUGAAAGCAGGGGAAACACAGCAAAAAAUGACAUUUUGCUCCCAAAGCAUCGACAACGUUCACCUUCAUCCAUCCCAAGAGAAGACAUUUGUGAGGUGUGAAGAUCUCUAUCAGAGAGAAAACUGAGAAUGAGCAGGAACACAAAAAGCAAACUACUCACCAAAGUAUUCAAAAUGCUGUAUACCUGGCAAAAUGAUUUAAAAACACACAGUUACAUUAAAUAUCCUAGUAGGUUCAGAGUAGUGAAGAAAAUACAUUAAAAUAUUUAGAUUUUGUGAUGCAACUGUGCUUUGUUCAUCUACGAGCCUACUCUGGAAAUGACUGAGCAACUUCAUCAAGGCAACAGUCAAUUAUAAACUGUUUAAAGUCUGAAAAAAACAUCUGCUCACCAGAAAUAAAAGUAUUGCUAUUUGAAAGAAUCAUUGCCACAAGCCUUCGAAAAACCUAUGUUUUGUUGGAUUUAAGGGGAAAAAAAAGAGCCUCAAAAGGAGUAUUUCCCAUUAAAUACUUUGAAACAUUAAUAGAGUUAAUAUCAGGUAAAACUUUCCUAAAUUAUUUCCUAAUGCAGGAGGAGUUAAUUAGUUCAUAAAAGAAAAUACUCCCAAAUAGGUAACAAAAUGCAUCUCAACCUACAGAAUGCUUGAGCUGCCAUAACCAUGACAAGCCCAAUAACUGUAUCACCUAAAAACUCUAUACUAAACUUUGCUCUAUUUGAAAGUGCUUUGCUGUUUAACUAUUUUAAUUAAAGAACUGAUUUAAAUUACUAGCAGUUUAAUAAUUUCAAUGAUGCUUAGUGUACUAUAUAAAAUUCUAGCACAACUAAUUGCAGUUAAUUUCUGCAUUUAAAUCAAACUCACCUGUUCAGGUAAGGCCUGAGAGUUUUAGAUUCUAAAUCACUGUAUACCAGAUUUUAGCAUAACUUGAAACUACCACAAUAAAUGCAAAUGCUAAAAUCCUCCAACAGCUUCAGAGCAUAUAAACAAACUUUACAGAGUCAAACAUAUACAAUUCCCUCGUUUCCUAUGUCAGAAUAUAAACUACAAAAAGAAACAUUAUUGCCUCAGAUUGGUUUUAUUCCCAGGUUAGUACGAACUGAAAUAGAAAUCAAUAUGUAUGUAUUUCAUUUGUCCCUUUGUAAUGCUAAGCACAAGAUUCAUUAAAAUGAUGUUUCUACAACUCUGCAUUUUGAAUGCAAUUUGUGUUAAAUGUUCUCCAAAUUGUAAAAAAAAAGUGCAAGAAACUGCUGAGCCAUGGAGGAAAGCAUAUUGUUCGUACCAAGAUACUGCAGGGAAUUUUGAACCAAAAUAUCCAGGUGUUAUCAGGAGGAAAGCGAGAUUUCUUUAGAAAGUAUGACAAAUGAAGGAGUUUUAAAAAGCAUGACAAAAACAAGCUGAGCAGAGUGAGCAAUGCUGCAAGCAGUGAGCACUGAUCCAAUGUUGAAUGCAGGCACCUCUGCCAACCAUUCACAGCAUUAACCUCUAACUUUUACAAGCUGUUGUCCCUUCCUGAGGUGCAAAUUUCAGAAGCUGUUUCAAUAUUUAAAAUGGCCACUGGGAAUUGCAUCUUGAUCAGGAUGAAUAUUUAAAGAUUUAGAUACAAAUUCCAUACUAAAGAAUCUUUAGACCCUCACUGAAAACAAACGUUUGUGCUUUGAAAGAUUUUGUUCAAUGAAGCAAACUGUUUUUUUUAAACACAAAAGCAUUUCCACCUUCUAUGUCAAAAAUCACAAUUCGAGUGAUUAAUUCCAUGCUUCAGGUUGCUAUCCCAAAUAUUUAAAUUUUGUAACAAUUAUUUUAUUAAAGCUCUGUAGUAUGUAGUUUAGUCUGUGAUUGUGUAAAAAUCACUUGCUUAAACACAACAGCAAAGUCAAAUUAGGAGCACACACAGAAGAAGGAAAUUUCAGCCAUAAGUAUUCCAGGUGGAAAAAGGGUCAGGGUUGUCUAUAGUGUGCUGAAACUCAAGUAACAGGGAUACUGCAGUUUUUUUGGGAGAAACCAUUCUCCAGUUCAACUGAGACAAGCUGGUAUAUCCUCAGAUAAGAUUAUUUGAAAAUUUUAAAAAGCCAAGUAGGAAAAUUAAAAUAACAUUCAGUAUUUGAACUCUUGUGUAUAAGAAGACACUUAUUCUGAAGCCAUUUUUCCAAAAACAACUGUCCCAAUUAAAAAUUCUGUCCAUUUGUAAUGACAAAUUAGUCAUUACACUAAUUUCUGAUC